AUGUUUAACUUCUCCCUCUCGAGAAGCUAUGGGUCUUCAAAGACAGGGAGGAGAACAAGAACUGGAAGAUCCAAAACCAUAAAAACAAAAAAAACCACGAGAAAGCUCAAUGAUCUGGCCAUUAAAUCUCUUCCAAAAGAAUUGUUGGUCGAUGUUCUUGCUCGGGUUGCCUCCUCUUCCUUUACAGAUCUCUUCAACGCCAAGUUAUGCUGCAGAGAUUUUCUUGGAGCAGCAGAUGAAGAUUAUAUCCUUGAACACGUAUCGAUCAACAGAUUCCCAGUGAUUCCGUGGUUCACAAGGGAUGAAGUCGUCGCCUUCUUAAAUCGCUGCAAGGAUAAUGGAAACCCUGAGGCACUCUACAGACAAGGCCUGGUUGAAUAUUUUAGUUACAGGAGAAUGGAAUCAGGACUAGAGUAUCUCAAGAGAGCAGCAGAUAAGGGACACAUAGAAGCAUCAUAUGUGUAUGGUAUUAUCCUACUGUGCACUGGUGGUGAAUCAACUCAACAGGGCCUAAAGCUUCUAAAUGCAGUGAAGAGUUCAAAAUCAAAUAGUUUGAGGAUACAAGAGUGUCGGGUAAGAACGAAAGCGAUUAUUCGAACAAUGUGGAUCAACAAUUAUCUUGUUAGACAAACAAACACUUGUUGCCAUGAACAACCUUGCAUUAGAAUGGAACGAACAUGGGAUUGUAAUGAAGACAACGAUGUUUUGCUCUGUGAUGCAUGUAGGUGGGAUCAAGAAGUGAUUGCAUUUUGUAAAAUGUUGCGUGGUAUUGCUGCAUAGAUACAAACAAACUUUGUCAUCAUUUACAGUGGUGUACUAUAGACAGCAUGA
Ilex paraguariensis (yerba mate) is the source of this 831-nucleotide messenger RNA. The record is from the annotation of a GenBank genome assembly. NCBI's taxonomy places the organism in Eukaryota, Viridiplantae, Streptophyta, Magnoliopsida, Aquifoliales, Aquifoliaceae.